Messenger RNA from Geodia barretti, 3675 nucleotides. The record is from the annotation of a GenBank genome assembly. Lineage: Eukaryota; Metazoa; Porifera; Demospongiae; Tetractinellida; Geodiidae.
GUCGCCAUAGCAACUAUCAGACACGACUCAUCCACGAUGGGCGGAGUCACCAUCGAGUCAAGUCAGCCAUCAAGAUUCAGUGUUGGUGGAGAGGGGUGCUGGUGAGGAGAUGGUACAGGGAGGCGAGAGGGAGAUGCAGGAGAGUCGACGUGUCCCUACUUUACAGACCCACCUGCCCUGCGCUCCAGGUUCUACCACAGGAGACUUGCUUCACUCACUUCUAGGAUGGUGGAGUCUUGUGCCCAGAGUAGCUCUGCUGCAGAGGGAGUGUUGGCUGCGGCCGAUUCAGCUCUAGCCACAGCCAGAGCCGCCAUGAGGACAUUGGACUGCCAUGCAGCUCUCUCCUCCAUUGACUGGUCCUCUCUCCAGAUAAAAGCCAGAGAAACUGCGUCAACUUCUGAAUGUCCAAUCUGCAUUGCUCCUCUCCUCCCUCCCCAAGCCACGCCCACUGGCCACGCCCACAGAGAUCGUCGUCGUCCGAUAAGCCUCCUGUCGUGUGGUCACAUGCUCCACCAGACUUGUGUCUCUUCUCUGGAGAGGUUCUGCACUACUGAUGGAGAGCUCUCCCUCUGCCCACUCUGUAGAGCUCCCUAUCUCAGACAAACUCUAAAUUUUAUACAGUAGCCCCGACAAAAUUGUAUUUUUUGGCCCACCCGAAACAAAUUUGCGAUUUAUUUUAGGACAAUCCAGAGGAAGUGGGCGGAGUUAUUGCUCGCGCGAGUGGUGGUGCAGUGUGGGCGUGUUAGCUAGUGUAGGAGAAAGUAAUGGCCCGGCUGUUUGUGGAGGCUCUACUGAUCCUGGGCUCCGUGGAGAUCUGUCUGCCGUCUCAACAAGACGUUCGCUGGGUUGUGAAGGUACCUGCAGGGAGAUCACGUGAGGCAGCGGCCAUACGGCUCGCGGAGGAACGCGGCUUGGAAUACGUGGGUCCGGUGGAGCCUUUCCCCGACCUGUUCGAGCUGCGACUGUCCCGUAAAACGGUGGAGUCUCGCAGUGUGGACCAUGGGAUCGGGCAACUGGACGACCCGUCUGUUGAGGACGCCGUUCAUGCGGAGUUAUCGGGUCAUCCAGCAGUGGAAUGGGCCAGUAAGCAAGUCCCUCUCAAACGAAUGAAGAGAGAAUUCAUAGAUCCAGCUUUUCCUCGUCAGUGGCACUUGGUUAAUCGACUUGAGAAGGGUCACGAUACGAACGUGUCUGGAGUGUGGAAGGAAGGAGUUAACGGAGCCGGGGUGACGGUAGCUGUUGUUGACGAUGGUAAUAUCUCUAUCUUUUACGCAUGUUAGUUACCAUGACAACUCCCAUAGGUGUGGAAUGGCGUAAUCCUGACCUGAGAAACAAUUACAAUGCUGAUGGUAGUCAUGACUACAAUGAUAACGACAAAGAUCCGUCUCCAAACCUAAAAGCCAAAUACGACAAUUCCCACGGAACAAAAUGUGCAGGACUGAUAGCUGCUGGAGCUAACGACAUUUGUGGGGUGGGUGUGGCUUACGGAGCCAAGGUUGCCGGGAUACGAAUGCUGGACGGCAUGGUAACGGACCUGCUGGAGGGAAAGUCUUUCAUCUUCAAAGCUCACGUCAACUGGAUUUACAGCUGCAGCUGGGGUCCCGAGGAUGACGGGAAAACAGUGGAAGGUCCAGGCUACGUUGCCAAGGAAGCCAUGGAACUGGCAAUAAAAAAGGGUCGCUAUGGCUACGGAAACGUGUUUGUGUUUGCCUCUGGUAACGGAGGGAUAAACGACGACAAUUGUAACUUUGAUGGAUAUGCAAAUUCAAUCUUCACAAUCACCAUCGGAGCUGUUGAUGAGCUGAAUUCCAUGCCGUACUAUGCCGAGCUGUGCUCUGCCAUGCUUGCCGUCACCUAUAGCAACGGCCACACCCAAGGAGACAGAAUGGUGGUAACGACAGAUGCCAGCAGUCACAAGGGGUGCACCUACACUUUCUCCGGGACCUCUGCAUCUGCUCCCAUCGCCUCGGGGAUUAUCGCUCUCAUGCUGCAGAUUAGAAACUGUCUUACUUGGAGAGACGUGCAACACAUCAUUGUCUACACAGCUGUCAUGGUGGAUGCUGGCCACGCCCAGUGGGCGGAGAAUGCCGCCGGGUUUCACCAUAGCAACCAGCACGGCUUUGGACUACUAGACGCUUACAGAAUGACCCGUGUUGCCGGGCUGUGGCAACUUGUCCCGCCCUCAGUUCACUGGCGUUCACCACAUGAAAAACCCUCACAUCCACUAACUGCCAACCAACCAGUCACACUCGCAAGAAAUGUGACCAGAGAUGAGUUGCCAGUUGACCUUCUGACCCUGGAACAUGUGACUGUCACAUUGUCCAUCUCUCAUUCGUAUCGCGGUCUUCUCCACAUCUACCUAGUAUCACCUCAGGGAACCAACUCCACAUUAGCCACCCCCAGAAAACAAGACAGAUCAGGAGAUGGACUGAAAGACUGGACAUUCUCCACUGUCAGGUUCUGGGCCGAGUUGCCAUGGGGACCGUGGAGACUGGUCGUCUCACAGUCUGGUGGUAGUCAUGACGACAGUGGCGUCGUUAAUGGUUGGACUCUGACCCUGUACGGCUCGGCCAUCGACAGGGACAAUGUGUUGUUACGGCAACAGCUGGUGGAGGAUUCUGUGACCACACCCACCUGGACCCCUAUACCUUGCCCCGCCCUCCCCGCCCACCCCGAGGAGCUUCACCUUCCUGAACUGGACACACCCUUCCUGCCUGUUGUGGGUUCCUCCCUCUUCUCCCCCCAUUUUAUCUCGUCGUAAACACCAGAUUUUGUUCAACGGUUUUGCAUUUAUUAAAGAGAGAUUCCAAAAUGAAAUGACAAACCAACAAUGCCUAACAGUUUGACUAUAGUUGGAGGUUGGAAUAGCGAUACUAUCUAGCUGUACCUAAACACUUAUUUUUCUAGCAAUUUCCUUCAUUAUCACCCCUUCCGACAAGGGUUUGAACAGUUUUGCAUUUGUUGUACGCACAUGAGUAAACGAAACGACAAACCAACAAUGCCUAACAGUUUGACUAUAGUUGGGGGUUGGAAUAGCGACACUAUCUCGCUGUACCUAAAUUCUAGCAAUUUCCUUCAUUGUCACCCCCCCUCUCCCUCACUCCACAGUGGAAGCAGGUGCUACUGGUGAUAGGGUGUGUCCUCAUCUUUGUACUGGUGGUUCACUGUCAUCGGGGAGAAGGUCUGGAGAGCAAACAAGACCAGAAGACUCUCCUCUCUUCCAUCAGUCUCCUACUCAAGACUCAACAAUACACAGGGUGAUGAUGUCAUCGAAGACGUGGUCAUACAAAACAACGACCAACAACAAAGGAUUGAAGAUCCACCUGCUGACAGUCCAACCACCUCACCUUGCCCAGCCCAUUACCACACCUCCCUAGACAACCACGUGACACAAGGGGUGGAGUCAGAUGAAGAGGAAGGGGCAAGAGUUGACAUCAUCAAAAAUAGCACACCAGAGCAACAGCCUUUGUUGUCAUGACAAUCAUUCCACAUACGCACAGGUCUAUAUGCAUUUCCACUGCUCCUUCAAAACUGUUCUUUUUAAUGCCCCCCACCACUAAAACGAACUACAGUUUAGUUUCUGUAUAAAUCCCGAAUUGAUCAAAAAUUCAUCAAAAAUUUGCUGGAUAAUAAUAUUGCCUACACCAAAAAAUCUAUCAAGUGAUACAAAAAUUG